AUGAGACAUGUACCUAGCAAAAAAUAUCCCGCUGAUGUCGCGAGCUGUGGUGGGUUAAUUAAAGAGGGAGAUCAGUUGUGGUGGAAGGGUCCUGACUGGCUAAGUAAACCUGACGAAUGGCCACCAGAUCAAAGGACGACUCGCACUACAGAGACCGAUGUUGAAGUGAAGCUAACAAAGCAAUUGUUUGCCUUGGCCAAGGAAGAAGAGGACGAGUUAGGGAACUUGCCCUCUACGUUUGCUUAUUGGAAGACCUUGAGGAUUACGGCCUGGUUAUUACGGUUCCUUGGAAACAUUCGGUGUGCGAAAGAAAGAAGAAUCGAAGGCCCACUUACAACCGGUGAUUUAGAGAAAUUGUUUGAUCACGAAAGCUCAACAACAAGUUGAUGAAACCUUUACGAGAGAUCAAUUGCAACUUAAUUUACAAUUAAAUGAGGACGGUGUUUUAGAAUGCAGAGGAAGAGUUCAGGGGUUUUACCCGGUCUACAUUCCUAAUUCAUCAUUGCUGGCAAGAAAAUUUGUCGAACAUGCACACAAGUCCACACUUCAUGGGGGAGUCGGGUUGACAAUGGUGAACGUUCGAGAAAGACAUUGGAUCCCUCGUUUGCCACGAUUAGUGAAGCGGGUUAUUAAAGAUUGCCAUGGAUGCAAGAGAUUCCACGCCAUUGCUUAUCCAACACCCCCUCCAGCGAACUUACCAACCACCAGAACCGAAGGAUCCACUGCAUGGGUCCACUACGUUAUUGAAAGUCGAAAGGAAAAGAAGGCAAGGCGUAUAUGUUAUACGCUUGUAGUCUUACUAGUGGAGUAUACCUCAAAACUUCUGCCUAACAUGGAGACGUCCAAGUGUCUAAACAGCCUCCAAAGAUUCAUCGCUACUUGUGUUUUUCGGGAGUUGAAUCGCUCUCAAUCCGCAAGCUUUCAAACAAAAUAAUACAUGUUUAGGAUAAGUGACAGAAGAGUAACUUCCUAAAGUUGUUCACGUACCAAGUUAGCUCGUUCACUCGUGUAGAAUUGAGCAGGCCAGUUGAGUUAACGGUUUGCCGUCGUCAAAUUUUCAAAUUCGUCAUACUACCAGUUCGAGUAAAAAAUGGUUCAACUACAGUAUAAAGCCCGGAGCAACAUGGUUUCACUGUGUUAUAUGUAUUGUGUUAAAUUAUUCAGCACUUAGCCAUGUGUUGAAUAUAACAUUCGAUUCAAUUGUGUUAAUAUGCACCCUUGGGUUCAGUAUACAGUAUAGCACUUAUAUAGCCAUUCAAAUUAUAAUGCACCUAUCAAAGUUAGGCCGGCGGGGGGGGGGGGCAAGGGGGCGGAAUUUGACGAGAAAGUAUGUCCCGUGUGGGGGGAAUUUGACGAUCAGUACAGUCCCGGGGGCAGGGCCAUUUGACACAUUUUGUCAUUUUGCAUAUAUAAUGAGCAGGGACACUGUGGGAUCUCAGGUACAUCUGGGAUAAAUUCUGUCACCAUGUGUCAUCAGCCCUGGAAAAUGGCGGCAAAUACUGAACACGGUAAGUGUUGAUUUUUCUCAUUUAUUUAAUAAAUAUUCAUGAAUGCCUUUUUAAUAUUCAUCACAAAUGAAGCUUUUUUGGUCUUGUAUUGUACUUCUCUUGGAGCAAUCAUGGGCGUACCGGAAGGAAAAAAUUAGGGGGGCGGAAAGAAAUUUGCCCGACUUUUCCGGAAUUUGCCCGGCAAUUACCGAAAAACAUUUUUCCGGAAUUUAUUUUGUCGACCUCCCCCCCAACCCCCCUCCCGUCACCAAAAAAAUUUCGGUCAGUGUACCAUUUUAGGGGUCAAAAAUUUUUUCAGACAUACCAAAAUUUUUCGGAACAUCAAACAAAUUUUCCAAACAUCACAAAAUUCUCCACAAAAUUAACAGAAUUUUCCACAAAAUUGACAGAAUUUGUCCCAUUUAUUUUUAUAAUAAACCAAAAUUGCCCGACUGUUGAGCGAAUAUUGCCCGACUGCCCAACAAACUGUGGGGGGGCUGCCGCCCCCCCGGCCGGUAUGCCCAUGGGAGCAAUAUAUAAAAUAACAGAAUAUAUGAACAUUUAUUUGUCAAGAUGUGGAGCCAGAGGAAUAUGUUGUCAUUUGUCAUGAAGGGAAGGAGGUAGAAUUGGAGCUUGAAGACGAUCAGUCACUGUUGUUUAGUACUCUAAAAUCUCAAUGGUUGACGGCUACUGGACUAUUCUACAGGCCGAAUGAAGAUAUAAACAAUCGUUCGAGGGGCAUUAAGAUGACUGGCGAGAAAUUUUUACCACCAAAACAUGGCUGGGGAAAUAGAAUAUACCAUGUUGUCACAAGUGAUACAACCACUACCGGUAAAUAGUAUUUGAUAUAUAAAAUUCUUGGCAUGCAAAUGACACAAUAUGAACAUUUUAAAACCAAAAUACAUCUUUGUUUUAUCGAGUAACUCUAAUUUAAUAAACUGAAGGCAGAGACAUCUAAGAUUUAUAUAGGAUAUAAGAUUUUUAUAUGUUCUGGGGUAUAAAGAAGAUUUCAUGUCAAGCAUAUUAUUUAAUAUCAAAAUAUAGACAACUCAGAUUGUAUUUUCUAUAUCAAUAAAAUAGGAAUCAGGCCACUGAAUUUUAAUUUUAAUAUAAUAUGUUUAUAUUUUAUAACAUGCAUAUUGAAACUGAUUUUUUUCCCGUAUAUUUAUACUUUAUAUUAUUAAAUAUAUUUAUACUGACAUACAGACAGACAGACAGACAGGUAGGCAGGCAGGCAGGCAGGCAGACAGACAGACAGCCAGCCAGAAUAUCUAAUUAACAUAUUUAAAGUUUGGGUAGUCAUCAUUUGCGUAUUUCAAAAUUAUAUGCUAACAUGACCCAGUGCAUCAAAAUAGAAAUAUUCAAAAAGAAGCCACAACAACCUGUUUUCUUCGUGUUACAAGUAGGCAACAACAACUUUCAGAUAACACACGAGUCAAUAUUACAAGCGAGGUUGCCAUCCUAGGGUUAGGGUAUUACAAUAUAUUCCUGUUGAGCCACGAACGUUUUGGGCCGUUUAAAACCUAGUCUUAUUACAAUAAAUAGGUGGGUUUCAGUCACGUGAUAUUUUAGCGCUUGGUGGUCAACUCCAAAAGGAAACACAGUUAUUGGGUCGAGUGAAUUAUUAUAUGUAUUGACCUUGCAUUUGCUCGCUUUCACAAGGUAUAAAGCGACAAUAUGUGUAAGAUUUAUUAUCAAGUGUUUCCCUAUGCAUUAGGCUUAGUGAAACCCACCUAUACUGGUAAAAAUUUUAAAUGGAAUAUUUAACAAAUAUAAAACAUUUUCCAUGUUGAUAUACAGUUAUAUCAACACGAGUGGAAUUGGGAAAAUGAGAUUUCGAGUUUUCCCAACUUCCACGAAUGUCAAAAGCCAGAAGGAUAAGAAAAAUUUCCGUGUUUACAAGCGGCGGAAAAUUUCCCGUGUUGACAUUGAGUUAUAUCAACAUGGCUCUUAGCCAAUCAGCGUUCAGAAUUUACAAAUGCUAUAUUAUAAACUAAUUUAUGAAUUUAAUCUCUACUUUCAAAACUCACCUUCAUACUGGUAGAUUAUCAUCCUCCUACCGGUAGAUUAUCAAUGACAACAAGUUCACUAAUAACGCCAUGUUUCUCAUUAGUAUUUUGAGUUAUGGGAAAUAGAUAACCAGAAAUUUGCUAUGUCAGUUCAAUACGGCAUUACAUAAAAAAACACAUCCAUCGAAAUGCCAUUAUAAAAACAUUCUAAUAAUUUCAAGUAAAUGAAUUAAAAAAUAUGAAUGGCAACAAUCACUACCCUCCAAAGUGAGCACAUCCUGAUGACAAUUUGUGCUUGUCAUCAGCAAUUACUUUGUUGAGGUUGGCCGUUCGUCUAUCUACUAUCGAUUCAAAUGAAAGGAAGAGAGAAAAAGAACGGCUAUCAAACCUCUUGGAAAACACAAGAAGUCAUCAAAAGAUUAAAGAAGCAAGAAUCAGUAAAGCAAAGGCUGUGCAAGAUUACAAGCUGUGCGAUCAGCUGUCUGCAGAAAUAAGGAAGCUAUUGCAAGACAGGGCAGAAUACAAAAGGCAGAUAUCCGCGAUUGAGCGAAAAGAAAAGAAAGCAAGUUGGUAGCGUAAGAAGAGUAAGUCUAAAGUUAAUGAUGACAAAGAUCCCAGAUCGCAAACGCCAAAACAGAUAACAAAAUUGUUCAAGCCAAGUCUGGAAAAGAAUGUUUCCUUACCCAAAACAAAGACCACAAAUACUGUUGGCACUGGCAGUGUUUUACACGUACCUCAAUCCAGUAGUACCAGUGAUACCUCUACAGCAUCCGCCGAUUGUUAUGCAGUGAUGCCAACUGACGUGACAGAAGUAUCAACAGAUAUUGCUGUCAUUUCUCUGGAACGCACUGAGUCCAAUUCUUCACAUGAUACGCUGAUAGUGCAUAGUUCCGACGACGAUCAGGAUUUUUAAAAUGAUCCCUCCAGUAAGAGUGAUUCUGGAGGUAAAUUGGAAAAUCUCUUGGACAUAUACAAACGCGAACAGCGAAAGAAACUAUGUGACUGUUUGAAACUAAAAAACAAUGUUUAUGUAUCUCGUUUUGAAGGACUGACUCUGUCAGAAUAUGUUAAAGUUAAAAGUUUUGUUUGUAAGACCUGUCACAAGAAAUUUGGCAAGAAAUGUUCUUGUGAUGGUUUAAUUAAAGUUGUUGAUUUCAUUGAACGCAAUGGUUACAUGAAGUUAAAAGAAGCUUUUAAGCUUUCAAGUCCACAGACGACGACGUCGUAUACAUCUCUUCAUGCACGCCAAAAACUGUUACAGAUGCCAUUAGCAGCAAUAGGAAUUGGAAGUCACGCACGGGGAACAUUAAGUUUUGUGGUCGUUCCUAAGCAACAGUCGAUUAAUUAUACUAUUUUUCAGUCACUUCUUGAAAAAAGCCUAGAGUCUCCUAAAGUUGAAUCUCUCUGCAAAGAUAAAGUAGCAGAACUUUUAUUUCUUGCCGAAAGUGAAGCUGAGAAGGAACGAUUACGAUGUGUUAUUGUUAAAGCAUCGUCCUUAUCCACUACUCAAGCCCGCAAGAUAUAUGGUUUUCAUGAUAUGGAUAAAAGGAUUAAGAACAUGAACGAAGCAGCUGCAGAAGCUCAGUCCAUUAAAGAGUGUGUUGAGAAGAUGUGUAGGAUUAAAGACAAAGCAUUAUUACGUUCCUUCGGUGUAGAUAGCGAAGGAAGUAGUUCAGAAAGCGAUAGUGAGAGUGAAAGUGAUUCUGACACCCAGGGAGAAAAAUGCGCUGAUAUGAAUAAGACGCUUUUGUCUUGUGCUCCAGAACAGAGUCUAUCUGUCCUAAGUCCUCAACAAUGUUUGGAUUUACUUCGCCUGUGUAACUUAAAUUGGUUUGAAUUUGUUAAACGAGUUCAAGAUAUGUUUAACGGUACAGAAACAGACGCAAUAGAAGAUGUUCUUUCGAAUUUUAAAGAGAACCUUUCUUCAUUUGAUAUAUCUCUAGAAGAUGAAAGAAUAAUAGAUCAAUCACACAAAGCCUAUAUCCAAAGUAAUGAUCUCCAGACAAAACAACGAAAUAUUGCUGAAGGGAUGAUAGUAUCUGAUUCUGAAUCCAGUGAAGAUGAAGGGAAUGUAUGGACUCCAGGAGAAGAAUUACUAGGAGAAAAGGGGAGAGCACUUUUGAUGAAGAAAAGAUCUGCCGUAAAAAGGAAAGCAGUGCGUGAAAUUAAGAAGAAAGUUGCGGAAAAAAGAUUUCUUAAAAGACGUCGCAGCAAAAUGGCCUCAAGAAUUUUGAAAGAUUGUCGCUACAUUCAAACGGAUAAAAGAGUACUUGGAACAAGUGUAUAA
This is a messenger RNA of Paramuricea clavata, 5783 nucleotides long. The record is from the annotation of a GenBank genome assembly. NCBI's taxonomy places the organism in Eukaryota, Metazoa, Cnidaria, Anthozoa, Malacalcyonacea, Plexauridae.